AGCGGGAACGGGGAGCGAGCGCAGUCUCGCGCCGGUCUCAUGAUCUCGCGAGAGCAGCAGGGACAGGCUGCAGCAGCUUCGGCAAGAUGGCGGCGGCCAUAGAGGAUAUGCUGGCUGCUCUGCCGGGACUUGGGGAGCCCACGGAGGAGCUGAGGAAGCUGAAGACUGCGGUCCUGGCCCUGCCCCUGAGCGUCCUGAGGGAGAGGGCCCCGCAGCUCCGCCUGGGGCCCCUCUUCUCCCUGAUGAACGUGGCUGACAGGGAGCAGGCUGCUGUGUGUGUGGCCAUAUUGGAGCGACUGCUGCAGGCUAUGGAUCCCAUUCAUGUCGCCAGGACUUAUCAGGAGGAACUGAGAAGAGGGCUGUACCAUGCUGAUGAUGCUGUGAAGCUCCUGGCUAUAUCACAGGUUGGGAGAAUUGUGGAAUGUUCUGAGGCAAUAACAGAGAUCGUGAACAGCUUGGACCUGCUGAGGCAGAUCAUCCUGUGUAUCGGAGGGGAGAAGAUCGCUGUAGCUAAGGAGGCAAUUGUAUCCCUUUCAAAAAUCGCUCACACCACGUCCGGCUUAGAUGUGCUGUUCGGGAGUAACUUGCUGUCAGACCUAAAGUCCGUUAUGACGGUCAGCGAUGUCGUGCGAUACCGAGUAUAUGAGUUAUUAGUUGUGAUCUCGUCUGCUUCUGCGGAGUCCUUAGACUUCUGUGUGAGGAGCGGAAUCUUGCCUCAGUUACUGGAAGAGCUUACCGGGGACGACGUGUUGCUUAGAGUGACCUGCACGGAAAUGGUCACCAUAUUAGCUGGCAGCAUUCACGGGCGCCAGUUCCUGGCACAGCAAGGAAUCAUUGAUAAAAUAUCCAAUAUGAUCCUGGGGGCGGAUUCUGAUCCCCUCUCGGGCCUCUAUUUGCCAGGAUUAAUCAAAUUCUUUGGCAAUUUGGCCAUUGUGGACAGUCCCCAGCAAAUCUGCGAGCAGUACCCCGCGUUCCUGGAGAAAGUCCUAGAUAUGGCCGAAGGCAACGAUAACACUCUGGUUGGGGUCGCGGUAGACACACUCGGAGUCUUGGGCUCUAACAUUGAAGGAAAACAAGUUCUACAGAAGACUGGGAUCAGAUUUAACAAAAUAUUUAGGCGAGUCGGACACCAUGCCAAAAAUGCUCACACGGAGCUGAGAGUCCGCUGCUUAGAUUCCAUCUCCUCUCUCAUGUUUCUGCCGCCGGACGAGCAUACCGACGAUCUUUUAGCGAUGGCGGAAUCCUGGUUUAAAUGCCUUUCCCAGCAGCCGAUGGAACUGUUCCAGAACAUUGUGAUGCAGCCAUUCCCGGAGCUCCACUGCGGAGCGCUGAAAGUUUUCACAGCCAUUGCAAACCAGCCCUGGGCACAGAAGAUGAUGAUUGAUAGUCCGGGAUUUAUAGAAUAUGUCAUAGACCGAACAGUCGACCCGGACAAAGACUCAAAGGAUGCCAAAUUUGAAUUGGUAAAAGCUCUUGUGAACUCGAAAACCUCAGCUGAAGUGCUUGGAAAUCGGCACUACCUGAAACUGCGCGCCUAUCUCCGGGAAGGGCCCUAUUAUAUAAAAGCGGUAUCUACCGUGGCCGUAGAGGGGUCUGAAUAGGUGACAGCUGGCUGAGAACAGAACUUGUCUUUCUGAACUGCUUUGAAACCAGCAUUUUCUUUUUCGGCAGAGAAGGAACCAAAAACAUGAUGACCAAUAAAGUGCUAGUUUUAGAGAAUCGCUGAAAUUCCAAAUACAUUAUUUUGUGUUCUCUGCUUAGUUUCUCUUUACUUUAGUGUAGGAUAUAUACAGCUUUCUAUUACGCUGGUGGAAGCAGGUAUUUGUUGUUUCUGCAAGCUCUGUAUUCCUUUUACUUACAGUAUAACGUACAGUCAUUGCACUAUAGGAGCUUUGUGAUAGACGAUAGUUUCCAGGCAAGUGACAGGCUUCUGCAUUCGCUGUGAUGCCACUAGUUCAUGGGGCAAGGAUAAGUUGCAUUAUCCGUGGCUUCACUGGUGCUUAGCGCAGGAAUUGGCUGCGUUGUCCGUGACACCAAUGAUUCCUAGAGCGGGGAUAGGUUGCAUUCUCCAUGACGUCACUGGUUCCCUAGAGCAGGGAUAGGUUGCAUUCUCCGUGACGUCACUGGUUCUCUAGAGCAGGGAUAGGUUGCAUUCUCUGUGAUGUCACUGAUUCCCUAGAGCAGGGAUAGGUUGCAUUCUCUGUGAUGUCACUGAUUCCCUAGAGCAGGGAUAGGGUUGCAUUCUCCGUGACGUCACUGGUUCCCUAGAGCAGGGAUAGGUUGUAUUCUCUGUGAUGUCACUGGUUCCCUAGAGCAGGGAUAGGGCUGCAUUCCCCGUGUCGUCACUGGUUCCCUAGAGCAAACUGAGCAACAAUUGAAUUGCUCUGUUGGGCGCCAUCUAGUGGCGCUCAAAACACUUGAAUUCCCCCCGUAGAGGUGAGAAGUAGCAUUAGCCUUUUAUUAUAUAGGAUGUCUUAUGGGACAAGAACUCGGAGUAACUGACUUUAUGUUUACAUAGGGUGGCCAAUAUAAAUAUAAUUCUCCCCUUUUGUUAAAAAGAAAAAAACAACGCUAAUAAAGGUAUUGUUGCCAUGUU
Messenger RNA from Pseudophryne corroboree (corroboree frog), 2596 nucleotides. RefSeq names its product proteasome 26S subunit, non-ATPase 5 (gene PSMD5). Gene Ontology annotation, cellular component: cytosol. The coding region runs from base 87 to 1601 and encodes 504 amino acids. Lineage: Eukaryota; Metazoa; Chordata; Amphibia; Anura; Myobatrachidae. The transcript is spliced from 10 exons. Gene Ontology annotation, biological process: proteasome assembly. The record is from RefSeq and is a predicted model, not a curated record.